Durusdinium trenchii is the source of this 1155-nucleotide messenger RNA. The record is from the annotation of a GenBank genome assembly. Lineage: Eukaryota; Dinophyceae; Suessiales; Symbiodiniaceae.
AUGACAUCUGGAGGCACCGGCUGCGAUGAGAUCACCGAGGGCGACUGUCGCUAUUUGGCGAAGGAGGUGCUGAGAGGUGACCUGAGGGACCUGACCAAAGCAGAUAUUUUCUCCCUUGGCUUGGUGCUCUACGAGUUGGCCACGAACCCCCAGCAGCUGCCCAGCAAUGGCCCCGAGUGGCAGAUGCUACGAGAGCGCCUGGAGGUGCAACACUUGAGGCAGCUCAGUCACCCCGUGCAACUUCUGCUCCAAGAGAUGGUGAAGCCUCAGAAGGAGGCACGGCCCAGUUGCGAGGCCCCCGGCGACACCGGUGUUCCGGGCUGUUGGCACCGCGGAUCAGACUUCGCUGCCAAAAGCCGGACCACGGACAAUCCGGGAAUGGCAAUUCUCCAUGUCACUGAGUUCACCAGGAUGCCCGUGAACGAGAACGACAGCUAUCUCCGGCACGCGGCGGUGGUCAUCGUGGGUGGCGCUCGCUCAUUGGGGUGGAAUAUGGUGUGUGACCCGGAGCAACACGUUUGCUGUUCGGAAUCCUAUGGACCAAACUUCCUGCUGGAACCCUGCCAAGCACUGCUGAAGCCCGUCUACACGGAGUACAUGGUGCCGGUCUACAAGCCGCCCAAGAGUCACGGCUGCUUGGAGCUGGCGGAUGACUACAUCUCCCAGGUCUACGAGCCCAAAGUCGGCUUCCAAUACUCCGCAGUCAUCCGCGCGCGGCCGGACGACAUCUUCCUCCGGGACGUGCCGCCUUUGCCCAGUUACAACCUCUCCCGCUUCACCGUGGCCGCCGGCGGCAUUGCCGACCACUGGCACGUCGUCCACCGCGGCUGCCGGAUGGCGCCACCUGAGUGCAUCCAUUGCAAAGAUGCGGUGAACGAUACCAGCUGUGGCAGCUAUGGGGUUUAUGACCUGGACACCCGGGUGCAUCCGGUGUUGGCGAGAGAGGAACCGAGUUCCUAUUUCCUGAAGAAACGCAUCCGCCUCCCUUCACGCCCACGUGGGAAGAGCUCGUCCGCGGGAUAUUUGCACUUGGAAUGCCAGCGUUGGCGCGAUCGCCUGGCGAAGAACGCCCCGGUGGCCUACGAGCAGCUUCGCGGUUUGAACCUCUGUGAGCAGGAAGAGCAGAACUUCCUGUUCGCAAGACCGGCGGCCUAG